AUAUGUUUGGAGCCACAAUAAAAAAAUUAUUAUAAUUAGUUUUGUUAAAAAGCAAAUAUUCGGCCUAGAGUUCAGUCAUUCGAACGAAAGUUACGCGAACAAACGAAAUUGGGUUUGAAAAGCAAAAGAAUUAAAUAUUUCUUUAAACUGCGAGAAAUUGUACAAUAACAAUUUAUAAUAAUAAUAAAUUAAUUAAUAAUUAAUUACAUAUAUUCAGAUACGAAAUUAAAUAAUCAGUUAAAAACAAAAAAUUGUGAAAAUGGGUUGGUGCGAAUUUCUUGUAAAAUGGUUGCUAUAUUUUUUUAACCUGCUCGCAGUGAUAGUUGGCAUCCUACUCAUCAUACUCGGCAGUCUUGUUCUCGAUGGCAUGGGUGAUCUAAAAUCGGACAGUAAUGUCGAUUAUACCAAUGUCGUACCCAUUAUUGUUAUAGUACUGGGUGGUGCCAUAUUUAUUGUGUCCUUCUUCGGCUGCUGCGGCGCACUCAGGGAUAUCAAUUGGUGUAUUCUAUUAUACUCGCUUUUCAUGUUCAUACUGAUGUGUCUGCAGAUUGCACUUGUCGUUUGGUCUUUUGUGGAGAAGACAGAUUUCCUCAACUCCAUGAAUAACAUUGUUCAUAAUGCGUUUGAGAAUAGAAAUUACGAUGCUGACAACCCUAUGAAUAUACUACAGAUUACAUUCAGCUGCUGUGGAUACAAUAACUACACCGAUUAUACCAGCACCGUGCCACCGUCCUGCUGUGGUUUUGUGCAAACGGAUGCUCCGUGUCCAGCGGUCAUUUAUGAUACUAAACCGGGUUGCCAAUCGGUGUUUUAUAACUUUUGGUACGAUAAUUUAGGUUAUGUGCGAAUUGGUGGCAUUGUGGUGGUUGUUAUAGAAUUCUUGGCUUUAAUAUCUGGUUGUGGUCUGGCGGGAUGCGUACGAAAGGCGGAACGAAGAAAUAUAGCUUAGAGAAUUUGCUCUACAUCAAUAGUUAAUUAUUUAUUUUAAU
This is a messenger RNA of Bactrocera latifrons, 989 nucleotides long. Its product is annotated as 23 kDa integral membrane protein-like. Lineage: Eukaryota; Metazoa; Arthropoda; Insecta; Diptera; Tephritidae. Gene Ontology annotation, cellular component: membrane. The coding region runs from base 260 to 949 and encodes 229 amino acids. The transcript is spliced from 4 exons. The record is from RefSeq and is a predicted model, not a curated record.